Messenger RNA from Hydatigera taeniaeformis, 1077 nucleotides. The record is from the annotation of a GenBank genome assembly. Lineage: Eukaryota; Metazoa; Platyhelminthes; Cestoda; Cyclophyllidea; Taeniidae.
AUGCCUCUUCCCCGUUACACUAUCCAACCUACACACAUUAGCCGGGUUCAUAUGCCCGAGAAGAUUGACAAUGAGCUUGAAUACGUCUCAAAUGAGACGCUGUGCAAUUUAAUGCACCAAAUGGCUUCAGUGGCCUCCGUCGCUUCGGAGAUCUUCGAAGAACUUAUUACCGAUUUGUCUGCCAUUUCUACCCGUCUGGGCCGCAUUGAGGAGCGCGUCAGCAGCGUUACAGCUACCCUCAAAUCUCUUCCUACCAGUGAGGAGUUUCUCUCUGUUGGUCUGCAACACCUUACAGCACCCACACCCGGUGUACGAGAGCAGGAAUUGGACAGCCAAGUGCUCCAUCGUAGCACGAAACCGCGCUGUAUGCAGGCGCAGUACGAGGCUGCAGAACCACCGCCACCGUUACACGUAAUGGACGCUUUGAGGGAUGAUGGCAAGACUACGGCUCGAUUUUACUCGGACCCACUAUUCUUCUUUGAUCUUUGGCGCAAAGGGAUGUUGGAGGAUGCUUUUGAUGGAAUUGGUGGCGUCGGAGGUGGUGGUGCUGGUGGUGCAAAGGGGGCCAAAAAGGUUGCGAAGAAGAAACGUCCAAAACCCAAAUCUAAGCCCUCCUCUACUCUGGGUGUGAACGACUAUCCACCACUGCAGCAACAAUUUCUACCACAACAAGAGCAAAAAUCACUGCAAUCUCAACCGCAGCAACAGUUGGAGCGUCAAGAGGCACAACCACAACAGUCACUCCCGGUGACCUUACAAUCUUCAAUGCCGAGCGAGGGAAGCAAUGUAGCGGCGAGUUCUGAGUACGGAGAGCCCGAGACGCUGACUCAUCCCAGCGAGUGGAUAACCGAUGCUGCUCGUCCUACCCCGCCCUUUCCCUACUAUCGUGGCGGUAGUGAUGGCGACAACAUUGCCAAAUCAUGCGAAUCGCCUCCACCACCACCACCACCACCUCCACCGCUGAUGGACUUAUCCAUUUCCUCUGUGGGCGGAACUAGUGGCAGCGCUUGUGGAAGUGGAGCCCUUUCUGUGGAACCCAUCCAUAGCCUUCCACCGUAUGCUCCAUCCCUCUCUUAA